Pundamilia nyererei is the source of this 2559-nucleotide messenger RNA. RefSeq names its product extracellular calcium-sensing receptor-like. The record is from RefSeq and is a predicted model, not a curated record. Gene Ontology annotation, cellular component: plasma membrane. Gene Ontology annotation, biological process: G protein-coupled receptor signaling pathway. The coding region runs from base 55 to 2559 and encodes 834 amino acids. The transcript is spliced from 9 exons. Gene Ontology annotation, molecular function: G protein-coupled receptor activity. NCBI's taxonomy places the organism in Eukaryota, Metazoa, Chordata, Actinopteri, Cichliformes, Cichlidae.
UCUUCUUUGUUUCCCUCCUCGUGUCAGCUGCAGGGAAAAUUUCAUCUAAAUGGAAUGAACAAGGUUGGAGAUAUCAUUCUGGGUGGACUGUUUCCAGUCCACUUUUUCUCAAGUGUUCCUCAUCCAUCUUUUACCUCAGAGCCACAACAGCCUACUUGCCAUGGUUUCUAUGUACAAGGAUUUAGGCAGGCACAAACCAUGGCAUUUGCUAUUGAUGAAAUCAACAGAAAUGCCAAUCUGUUACCUAAUGUGACUCUGGGAUACACUCUUUAUGACAACUGUGUUGAACUUGGAAUUGGAUUCCGUGGAGCAUUAUCAUUAGCCGGCGGUCAAGAGGAGCAGAUUAUAUCAAAUGGUACAUGUACUGGAAAUCUUCCUGUUCUAGGGAUUGUGGGUGAUUCUUCCUCUACACCUUCUAUUGCCAUCUCCAGUGUCUUAGGUUUAUACCGAGUACCGAUAGUGAGUUAUUUUGCCACAUGUUCUUGUUUGAGUGACCAUCGAAAAUAUCCAUCCUUCUUUAGGACGAUUCCAAGUGAUGCUUUCCAGGUACGUGCUAUAAUUAAAAUUCUAAAACAUUUUGGCUGGACUUGGGCAGGUCUGCUUAUCAGUGAUGAUGAUUAUGGACGCCACGCUGCCAGAUCCUUACAUUUCGAGCUAAGUUUGUCUGGUGAAGGGUGUCUAGACUACAUUGAAGUUUUACCUUGGGACAAAGACACAGAUGAACUCAGGAGGAUUGUGAAUGUGAUGAAAAAAUCAACAGCUCGUGUGGUCAUUGCCUUUGUACAUGAGAGUCACAUGAUAAACCUUAUGGAAGAGGUAGUAAAGGAGAAUGUAACAAGUCUACAGUGGAUGGCCAGUGAAGGCUGGACAGCAACAGCUGGUGUGCUCCAAACACCUCAGUUCAUGCCAUACCUGGGUGGUACACUGGGCAUUGCUAUUCGUCGAGGGGAAAUACCAGGGCUCAGGGAAUUCCUAUUACAAAUACGUCCUGACCUACAUCACAACAAUAACAAUGGAAAUAGCAUGGUGAAUCAGUUUUGGGAAUUUACAUUUCAGUGCAGAUUUGCACCAGCUCCAGCAGGCUGGCUGGAAGGUGGAGGUGCACUAUGCACUGGACAGGAAGAUCUAGAAAAUGUGAACACUGAGAUCUUGGACAUUUCCAACCUCCGGCCUGAGUAUAAUGUGUAUAAAGCUGUUUAUGCCCUGGCAUAUUCCCUUGAUGACAUGCUGCAGUGCAACCCAGGAAGAGGGCCUUUCAGUAGGCAAAGCUGUGCCACUUUGCAAUCACUGCAGCCAUGGCAGCUUCUUUAUUACUUGGAAAGGGUAAAUUUCUCCACUCCAUUUGGGGAUCAAGUGUCAUUUGACGAAAAUGGUGAUGUGGUGCCAAUUUACGAUGUGAUGAACUGGUUGUGGCUCCCUGAUGGAAGCACUAAAGUUCAGAAUGUGGGUGAGGUUAAGAGCUCAGCUUUAUACGGGGAAGAACUCAUACUUGAUGAAGACAAGAUUUUCUGGAACUUUAUUUCAAAAAAGCCACCUCGAUCAGUAUGCAGUGAAAGCUGUCUUUCUGGUACCCACAUGGUGAGAAAGAAGGGGGAACCCAAAUGCUGUUUCGACUGCAUCCCUUGUUCUGAGGGAAAAGUCACUAAUGAGACCAACUCGUUGGAGUGCACCAGUUGUCCAGAGGAUUUUUGGUCAAACCCCCAGCGUGACCACUGCGUUCCCAAGAAGACAGAGUUUCUGUCCUACCAUGAGCCUCUGGGUAUUUGUCUGACAGCUACCUCACUGCUGGGCACAUGUAUAUGUGCUGUUGUUCUAGGGAUCUUUAUCUACCAUCACAGAACACCUAUAAUACGUGCCAAUAAUUCAGAACUUAGUUUCCAGGUACUGCUGUCACUCAAGUUGUGCUUUCUUUGUUCACUGCUGUUCAUUGGACGACCCAGACUGUGGACAUGCCAACUCAGGCAUGCAGCAUUUGGGAUCAGCUUUGUGCUGUGUGUCUCAUGCAUCCUGGUAAAAACCAUGGUUGUUCUGGCUGUGUUCAAAGCCUCCAAGCCAGGAGGGGGAGCCAGUCUGAAGUGGUUUGGUGCUAUGCAGCAGAGAGGAACAGUUCUGUUUCUUACAUCUAUUCAGGCAGCCAUCUGCACUACCUGGCUUGUUUCUUCCUCUCCAACUCCACAUAAAAACACCCAAUACCAAAAUGAUAAGAUUGUUUAUGAGUGUGCAUUUGGGUCCACUGUGGGUUUUGCAGUGUUAUUGGGUUAUAUUGGUAUACUGGCUUUCCUCAGUUUUUUAAUUGCAUUCCUGGUAAGGAAUCUCCCUGAUAGUUUUAAUGAGGCCAAGCUCAUCACAUUCAGCAUGCUGAUCUUCUGUGCUGUGUGGGUGGCCUUUGUUCCUGUCUAUAUCAGCUCACCAGGAAAUUAUGCAGAUGCAGUGGAGGUAUUUGCUAUCCUGGCCUCAAGUUUUGGACUCUUGAUCACACUGUUUGGACCUAAAUGUUACAUAAUCCUGUUGAGACCAGAACUGAACACGAAAAAAGCUAUAAUGGGUCGUGGCACUUAG